Oncorhynchus tshawytscha (Chinook salmon) is the source of this 946-nucleotide messenger RNA. RefSeq names its product 60S ribosomal protein L32. Gene Ontology annotation, biological process: translation. The transcript is spliced from 4 exons. Gene Ontology annotation, cellular component: ribosome; cytosolic large ribosomal subunit. Bases 483 to 890 code for a protein of 135 amino acids. Lineage: Eukaryota; Metazoa; Chordata; Actinopteri; Salmoniformes; Salmonidae. Gene Ontology annotation, molecular function: structural constituent of ribosome. The record is from RefSeq and is a predicted model, not a curated record.
CUACCAAAUAUGGUAGCCAUGUGGCCAGCAGUGGAAGAUGAUGGAAAAUGGAUUUCGUCCGACAAUCUGCACAUUUUCUAACCGAUAAAACAUUUGAUCUCAAUAUAGUUUUUUAUUUCCAAAACCUAGAAAUCUGUUAUGAACAGAGUGGACUACGCUUUGAAGAAUUUAUCCUUUGCCAAAGUUGUAAAAAAUCGCGUUGUUUACGAGAAGUGGGAAGGCGAAUUGAGUUAUUACACAUGCGCACUUCACAGAGUAGGCGUUCCUUAACGGAAAUAUGCAAAUAAUACUAGAACGAGCCAAUAGAAUCUUGGCUCUGCCCACUAGGACUAAUUUAUUUCCAUUGGAAACGACAGGUUGUGAUCUAUCUUGGUUUAGUUAUUUAAAUAUUUGUUUGAAAGACACGGAAGAGGAAGGAAGAACAAUCUCCACCCUCUUUCCUUCAUCUGCCUCCAGAUAGGCAUACAAGACCGAACCGCAACAUGGCAGCAUUGAGGCCUCUGAAAAGGCCCAAGAUCGUCAAGAAGAGGGUGAAGAAGUUCAUCAGACAUCAGUCGGACCGCUAUGUCAAAGUCAAGCAAAACUGGCGAAAACCCCGUGGUAUCGACAACAGGGUGCGGCGGCGCUUCAAAGGCCAGAUGCUGAUGCCCAACAUCGGCUACGGCAGCAACAAGAAGACCAAACACAUGCUGCCCUCCGGCUUCAGGAAGUUCCUGGUCCACAACAUCAGAGAGCUGGAGGUUCUCAUGAUGAGCAACAAGACCCAUGCUGCAGAGAUAGCCCACAACGUGUCGUCUAAGAACAGGAAGUUGAUCGUGGAGAGGGCAGCUCAGCUGGCCAUCAAGAUCACCAACCCCAACGCCAGGCUACGCAGCGAGGAACACGAGUGAUCUGGGACCAUGACUCUUUGUUGUUCAAUAAAUGAUCUAUACACCUGUCAAUAGUA